This is a messenger RNA of Cheilinus undulatus (humphead wrasse), 4572 nucleotides long. RefSeq names its product DGCR8 microprocessor complex subunit (gene dgcr8). The transcript has 14 exons. Gene Ontology annotation, biological process: primary miRNA processing. Gene Ontology annotation, molecular function: identical protein binding; heme binding; double-stranded RNA binding. Gene Ontology annotation, cellular component: microprocessor complex. The record is from RefSeq and is a predicted model, not a curated record. NCBI's taxonomy places the organism in Eukaryota, Metazoa, Chordata, Actinopteri, Labriformes, Labridae. The coding region runs from base 403 to 2748 and encodes 781 amino acids.
GCCGCUGUGGUUUUCUUCAAGAUGGCGGGGCUGCGACUGAGGCAGUACGGUGGAGCGUCGAGAAAAAAAUAAUUAGGAAAAGGCGUUUAGGUGCCCAAACGGAUACAGUCACGCCACAUUAUUGCUCCCAGAAGAAACCAGUGGAGGAUGAUCAGUGCCUAGAUCCCAUAUUAAGCUGAAUGCAUUGUGAUUUCCAAUAAUUGAGACAGUGAUUCUGAAAGCUGUCUACAUUAAUGAAAAGAACAAUGUAGUCAGCUUAGCAUUUUCACCUCUGGUACGUGGUCUAUACAGGGAUGUGCUUCUGCAUGCAUUCUUGGUUUAGAUAAAAGAGAGAGCUUAUAACAAGUAAGGUUUUAGAAAUAAAUUAGCUGUCUACAUAAGUAAGAUUAAGUAUCAGAGCAAAUGGAGAUAGACGAUGUUUUACCUCCUCUCCCCUUGGAGCCACCUGAUGAUUUUGGCCAACAUGAGGGCAGAGCACCUCCACCACCUCCCCUGCAAACGUCCAGUGACGCAGAGGUAAUGGACGUUAGCUCUGGUGGUGAUGGAUACACAUACACCCCAGGGGAUGGGGAAGCCAAGCCACAGCAGCCCCUCAGCAUGGGCUCAGUAACUUUCUGUAGCCACCUCUCAAAUCAGGCCAAUCCCAAUGCACGGUGCCCCAGAACAGCCCGCCACGCUCCACCGGUCACUUCGUUUCUACCAGACCUCAAGCUGCUCAGAGAUGUAAAGAUCAGUGUGAGCUUCACUGAAAGCAGUAGUAGCAAAGAUAGGAAGGUUUUGUACACAGGCGAGGGCCAAGAGGGAGGAAGUGAUGACGGUUUAGACAGCCUGAAUGGUGAGUUGCAUGAUUCAACUAGUGAGCAGGAGACAGGUGAAGGUAGCUCUCGAGUAGGAAGUAAAGCAGGUAGAAGGACAGAGGAAGCUGAAGUAGACCUGGAAAAUAAGGUAGAGUUUGCUGUCCUGGAUGAGUUGGAUGACUUUUAUGAGAACUUUGUGGAUCACGACGACGGGGAGCAUGGCGGCUUUAAAUCUGAAGUCAUAAUUCAGCAGGAGCAGGCGGAUGAUGAAGCUGUGGCUUACUCCUAUGAGGAGGAGUUUGACAAUGAUGUCGAUGCUCUGCUGGAGGAGGGCUUACCGGUCCCAAAGAAGAUGCGUCCAUCAGGGGACAAAUAUGGCGGGGACAGUGAUCAUCAGUCAGAUGGUGAAGGAGGUGUUCAGCCCAUGAUGACCAAAAUAAAGACUGUCCUGAAGAGUCGAGGACGUCCACCAACUGAGCCUCUACCUGAUGGAUGGAUCAUGACAUUCCAUAACUCGGGCAUUCCGGUCUACCUGCACAGAGAGACCAGGGUGGUCACCUGGUCCAGACCCUACUUCCUUGGAACAGGCAGUAUUAGGAAACAUGACCCUCCUACCAGCAGUAUCCCUUGCCUUCACUACAAGAAAAUGAAGGAACAGGAGGAAAGGGAGCUGAAUGGGGAUGUGCCACUUUCAGAGGAGUCUCCAGUCAAGCAGCCCAGUGAGUCUGCAGAAAGUGAGGAGGGAGCAAGCAAGUCAGAAGCUACAGGGGAGGAGCAGGAUGAUCUCCCCUCUUCAAGUAUGACGGACGGUGACCAAGAGGGAGAAGGGAUCACUGAUAACAGCCAGGCUAAAGAGUCCCAGCCUUGUGACACCGCCCAGGGAGCCUUAGGACAAGUCAAAGCCAAGGUGGAAGUGUGCAAGGACGAGUCUAUAGAACUUGAAGAGUUUCGGCUUUAUCUGGAGAAAUGUUUUGACUUUGAACAAGUUACUGUAAAGAAGUUUCGUACCUGGGCUGAGAGAAGGCAGUUUAAUAGAGACAUGAAGAGGAAACAGGCAGAGUCGGAGAGACCCAUCCUUCCUGCCAACCAGAAACUCAUCACACUGUCAGUCCAGGAUGCUCCCACCAAGAAGGAAUUUGUCAUCAACCCUAAUGGGAAGUCUGAAGUUUGUAUUUUGCAUGAAUAUAUGCAACGUGUCCUGAAGGUUCGACCUGUUUACAACUUUUUUGAAUGUGAGAACCCAAGUGAACCCUUUGGAGCAUCUGUCAUUAUAGAUGGAGUAACUUAUGGCACAGGAACUGCAAGCAGUAAAAAACUUGCAAAGAAUAAAGCUGCUCGAGCCACACUGGAAAUCCUCAUCCCUGACUUUGUGAAGCAGACGUCUGAGGAGAAGCCCGUAGAGGGAGAUGAACUAGAGUAUUUUAAUCAUAUCAGUAUAGAAGACUCAAGGGUGUAUGAGCUGACCAACAAAGCAGGACUACUUUCGCCAUAUCAGAUUCUUCAUGAGUGCCUUAAAAGAAACCAUGGAAUGGGAGACACCAGCAUUAAAUUUGAGGUGAUCCCUGGGAAAAACCAGAAAAGUGAAUAUGUGAUGACUUGUGGGAAGCACACUGUGCGUGGAUGGUGCAAGAACAAGAGGGUUGGCAAACAACUAGCAUCUCAGAAGAUCUUGCAGAUGCUUCAUCCCCAUGUCAAGAACUGGGGAUCACUGCUGCGCAUGUACGGCAGAGAAAGCAAUAAGAUGGUCAAAAAGGAGAGCUCUGACAAGAGUGUGAUUGAGCUGCAGCAGUAUGCCAAAAAGAACAAGCCAAACCUUCAUAUCUUGAACAAACUGCAAGAAGAAAUGAGGAAACUCGCCAAGCAGAGGGAGGAAACCAGGAAGAAACCCAAGAUGACCAUAAUGGAGUCUGCCCAGCCGGGGAGUGAACCCCUCUGCACUGUUGACGUUUAAGUCUCCAAGUCACUGAUGAACCACGGCACUGAAACCCUGUCGCUGUCCCACAUCACACACCAAUACCCAUCACUUUAUUAUGCAUCACUAAUGGCAAUAUAGUUCCACAUCGACCAAGCCAGUAGAGCAGCUUGUUUCUUUAGCCUGUGUUUCAUUGGUUUCAGCUGGUAGAUGUAAAGGUAGAAUUAACGCACUAACAGACCGUAGAGCAAAUAUCGUCUACCUCUCUAGAUACAUCCUCACUUUGGCACAAGGAAAAAAAAAAACCCUGGCUGCAGAGAUGUUAACAUGAUGAGAAUGAACCACAACAAAAUAAUAAUGCAUGCUUUUGUUUGCAAAAAUCCCACUGCACAGAUUGGGUUUGAUUUUAGUGUCGUUUAUAAAGUUGCUAUCCUCAGCGUACCAGCACCUCUACUUUAUUGUUUUUUUUUUCUUUUUGCGCUUAAAGUAUUUGAAAGGGACUACUAAAACUUGUGUAUUUAUACAGUUUGUUAAAUUGGGAAACAUCUUAACUUGUUUAUUGGACAUUUUAAUGGGUGGUGUUAUGGAUAUUAAGGUUGAUGAGUACAAAAUAUGCCGUUUAGUUUUUUAAGAAUGGACAGUUGCUGUCUCGGUUUGCACGAUAAACCAUGCGUCGUGACGUGAUCACUGUUCAGAACUAUCGUUAUGCACUCGUGUCCUGUCACAUAUUUGUGUUGACUGAUCAUGUUGAUGGUACAGGAUCAGCUGCUUUUGAGAUACUUACAGAGACUUUUGUAUUUGGAGGAAAUUGUUGCCUUUUUCUUUCUUUAUUUGCUUUGGCAGUACCAGACAUGGACAUCUUUUCCACAUUUAAUACUGCAGUAAACCCAUGCACAAAGUCCUGGAGUGCGUUUAGGGUGAAAAAAUAAUUUCUUUUAAGCUAUUAGUUAUUGCUAGCUUUUAAUAAUAUACUAAAAUUACCACACUUACAAGCUAACAACUUAAUACAUUUCAGUAGCUUUUCUUUUUAGUGCCCUGAAGAAAUUUCAUUGGCUACAUGUUGCCUUAGUUAAAUUCAUGAAGGGCUCAGAGUAUAAAGAGUACAUUGGACCUAAAAAAGAAAAAAAAAAAUACUUCAAUAAGAAGUGGAAAGACCAAGCCCCUUCUACUUGAUGAAGCAUUUAUUCUUUGACUAGUGAAUAUUUUGAUAGAAACAGCUCGUCAAAUAUUACUUUUAAGGGGGAAAGCCUACAGCAUGUGCAGAUUUGUCUUAAAGGAUUAUGUAUUUUAUCUACGUUUGCAGCUGAAACCAUUUCUAAAAGGCAGCCUUGCAAAAUGCAGUUGGCUCAAUGAUAUGAACAAAUUCUGAUUAAGUCAUUUAGUCUGAUAAGAGCUGGUGAAACUGUGUAUACCAAAGCUUACAUACAGUCUUAUGCAUUUUAUAGAAUAAUGUUGCUGCGAACUGUACAGUAGAAAAACGGCCAUGCAACAGGAAAUAUAUAGACGCAGUAGUUGCUGGAACAAAUAGAAAGUGCUGUGCAAUCUUUGUCAAGUAUCUGGCCUGUGGUUUUUCGACUGAACAUACAAGGACACAUUACAGACUAAACACAGAAAAGGCUGUUGUGAUAUUGUAGAUCGCUUUAAGAAUGUGCUUUUUCCCCUCUGCGUUUGUCUUGCCAACUGUGUGUCAGUGUGAGAAGAGAAAAAAAAUUAACUGCUUUUACAUGUGUUGCUGUUGAGUUGUAUCAAUGAAUCGUUUGAGAUGUUGCUGCCUAGAAAAUGAAGUAUGUAUUGCAACCUGAGCUCAUGACUUCAGUGAUAUUUGUUAUGCAAAAUAAAAAUGUCUUGACUAAUGACAAGAAA